Molecule: messenger RNA, 1602 nt
Organism: Kwoniella shivajii
Lineage: Eukaryota; Fungi; Basidiomycota; Tremellomycetes; Tremellales; Cryptococcaceae
Exons: 16
Coding region: 1-1602 (533 amino acids)
Biological process (GO): transmembrane transport
Cellular component (GO): membrane
Molecular function (GO): transmembrane transporter activity
Source: RefSeq, a predicted model, not a curated record
AUGUCGACAUGUCUCAUUGGCAAUCGGGUUCAUGUCGAAGACAAGCAUCUAGGAGACAAAUCUCCAGCAACUCUUGAGGAUCCGUCUCUGGUUGCCGGCGAAGACGAAGCAGGGAAGUUUCUCAAAAAUGCCGAUACCCAGACUAUCAUCUCUCAAGCCACAGGAGCAGACUACAAGGCUUUAGUCCGCAAACUCGACAAACGACUCAUACCCAUACUAUUCUUCACUUACGCCUUGCAAUGUAUCGACAAGAGUUGUUUGGGCUAUGCGAGCGUCUUCACUCUGUCAAAGGACCUACAUCUUCAUGGGAAACAAUACUCUUGGCUGUCCUCAUUGUUCUACUUUGGAUACCUUGUCUGCGAAUACCCCACCACGCUACUCUCUCAAAAGUUUCCCAUGGGUCGAUUCAUCGGUGUUGCUAUUGUGGCCUGGGGAGGAAUCCUCAUUGCUACCGCUGGAGCACACAACUUUGCAGGAAUGGCAGUCUUACGAUUUAUCUUGGGUGGCUUCGAGUCCUUAAUUACCCCCACGUUCAUUUUGAUUCAAGCUUUGAGAACCGGGGCAUGGGCUGCUGCGAACGGUUUCGGCUCUAUGGUCGGCGGUAUCAUCGCUUUUGGCAUGGGUCACGUCAACAGUGGUAUUGCUGGCUGGAAAUGGAUCUUUGUAAUUAAUGGACUUAUCACGGUUGUGUGGGGAGUAAUUGUGUUCCUACUCUUGCCCCCAUCACCUAUGUACGCAAAGUUCCUCACCGAAGAGGAACGUGUCCUAGCUGUACAUCGAAUUCGAAAUAACAAAACCGGUAUCUUGAAUAGACAAUUGAAGUGGAACCAAGUUCGAGAGGCCUUGGAUCCCUUCAAAGAUCCUCAAGGAUUGUUACUGUUCCUUACAAUCUUCUGUAACGAAGUGCUCAAUGGUGGAUUUGGAGCUUUCGGCACUCUUACCAUUGCCAGUUUUGGUUUCACCUCUUUGCAAUCCACCUUAAUUUAUAUCCCACAAGGCUUCAUCAACAUGGUUUGCAUUCUGCUCGGAGGGUGGUUGGCCCAGAGGAUUCCCGAUGGACGUAUCUACGUCUCGAUUGGAAUGUUGGUUCCCACGUUCAUCGGAUUGCUUCUGCAAAUCGUGCUACCUCGAUCCAACGUGGCUGGAUUAUUGACUGGAGUUUACCUGUUCCCACCAUUCGCAUCCUGUCUCUUCAUUUGUUUGGCAUUGCCCGGUGUCAACAGUGCUGGUUACACCAAGCGUAUCACUUUAUCUUCGUACGCUUUCUUCGGUUACGCUUUGGGUAACAUCAGCGGUCCAUUUAUGGUGAAGACCGGUGAGGUACCAGCCUAUCGAUCUGUAUUCAUAGCCGAUAUUAUCUGCAUCGGGCUUCAAGCCGUAUUCCUUAUCAUCCUGAGAAUCUACUACGUCCGGGAAAACAGACGAAGAGACAAGCUUCUCGCUGAGGGCCAGCCACAAAACAGUCCUGAAGACGAAUUUGCAGACAAAACCGAUCUUCAGCUACCGGGUUUCCGUUAUGUUAGCGAAUCGAAGACUCGUGAGUUGCUGGGCGAGCAUGGAAGGGAGUCAAGAGUUGGUGUUGGGUUGCGAGAGUAUAUAUAG